Molecule: messenger RNA, 2823 nt
Organism: Trichoplusia ni (cabbage looper)
Lineage: Eukaryota; Metazoa; Arthropoda; Insecta; Lepidoptera; Noctuidae
Product: tripartite motif-containing protein 45
Exons: 12
Coding region: 313-2196 (627 amino acids)
Biological process (GO): positive regulation of DNA-templated transcription
Cellular component (GO): nucleoplasm; chromatin
Molecular function (GO): zinc ion binding; ubiquitin-protein transferase activity; protein binding
Source: RefSeq, a predicted model, not a curated record
UUGAACGCAAAACUUAAAUUGGCACAGUGGGGAAUGUUGUGUACGGCAAUGACAGGAGAAACGUUUUAUUUCAUUAAGUGUUUAACUGAUUAACUUUAGUUUUUGUUAACUAACAUAACGUAAAAUCAGAUUGUAGUUUUCUAUCAAUUAUCAUUCAUGACAUGAAACGUCUUUAUUCAUAAACUCGUAUCAAAUUAUCGUAGAAAGUAAGAAACAUUUUGAUUUUAAAUUUCUCGUGGUUUCAAGUAAUGACCAAGGUUAGCUAUUAAUAUUUACAUAAGACACCUAAGUCGAAGCUUUAUUCAUUUUAAGAUGAGUGAUGAGUGCAAAGUAAUUGAAUUGUCUCAGAGUGUGUGUCAAGUGGAGAAAAAAUCUCGACGCCGUCGCAUUUGUUUUACUCGUAAAAAGCAGGAUAAAAGGAAAUCUCUGGAGCAGCUUUCCUUGAGUGCUGGUAGUAGCCCACUCCACGCGAAGGGUACCCGUCGCCCGGUGAGCCAGAACUUGCUGGUGGCUCCGAGGACCUCGGCGUAUGACGUGAGGAAGAGUAAGGUGAAGGAGUGGGACUGCCGCAUCUGUAAGAAGGAGCUGGUGGAGCCGCGGCUGCUGGCGUGCCUGCACAACUUUUGCACCAGGUGUCUGGAAGGCUUGCACCAGGAGAACGAGACAGAAGCGUGGAAUGAAGCAGAUGGUGGUUCGCUACAGCUGGACCCAGGAGGAUCAAGAUCUAACUCUGGCGGUGGCUCCGCAGGCUCCGGGUACGAGAGCGACCUCCGACACUCAGGGUCUGAAGGCAGCUGGGAACAGAAGCAGCGGAAAUAUGGCAUAUUCACUAGAAAUGAAUCAGGCAAGCCCGUCCAGUUCCUGCUGUGCCCGACGUGUGGGUACGAGACACAGCUACCUCCCGGUGGCAUAUCAGCGCUGCCACUCAACUACGUGCUGCUUCGGAAGAUGGCGGCCGCGCAGGACAGCGAGGGGGUGAACGUGCUUUGUGAUCUGUGUAGCGAUGAUAAUAAGGCUGAGAGCCGUUGCAGCCAGUGCCUGGUGAGCAUAUGCACGUCAUGUGGCGAGGCUCACGGGCGGCAGAAGGCGACUGCGCGCCACUCGCUGCACCCGCUCGACCCCGCGCCGCUCAAGUACUGCAGCCAGCAUCCCAAAGCUGAGCUCAGCGUGUACUGCGCCACGUGCCAGCAGGUGGUGUGCCGCGACUGCUGCGUGAUCUCGCACUCGGGGCACGCGCUGGGCUCCGCGGGUCGCGCGGCGGCGGAGCGCGCCCGCCUGCUGCGCGCCGCCUGCGAGCGCGCGCAACACGUGCCCGAGAACGCGGAGCGGGCCGCCAGGGAACUCAGCUCGCAUGCCUACGAGAUUGAUUGCCAAGCAGCUCGCGUCGAAAACGAGGUACAAGAAUGGGCGCAGCAGUACCGGCGCGCAGUGGAGGCGCACACGCGGGCUGUCUGCGCUAACGCGGCGCGGGCCCGGGAGAGGCAUCAGCAGCGGCUGGACCUCAAGAGCAGGGCGCUGGACGACAGGAUCAAACAGGCUGUUGAUGCCGUCAGGUUCGCUGAAGAGCUCUUAGCAGAAGGCAAAGAAGACGAGGUCCUGACCCUCUCCGGGCCGGUACUCCGGCGGCUAGAGCGUCUGACGGAGAUAGAGAGUCUGUCGGAGGCCCCGCGCCUCGAGCUACGCUUCGCCCCGCGCGCCCCCUCCACACACGACCCCACCGUGUUCGGGAGACUGCUCACACAUGCACCAGACCCCGAUAUGUGUAUGGUUAAUACUGAAGGUUUACAAGAUUUAAGAGUGGAUUGUGAACACGAAGUGACUAUGGAGUUACGAGACAGCAAUGGUGAACGUAUCUGGUGUGGGGGUGAGCAGGUCGCAGGCUACUUCCGUCGCCGCGACUCUAGCGCGCGGCCGGCGGCGGCUCGCGUGACGGACGCGGGCGACGGCUCCUACACGCUGCGGGUCACGCCCGCCACUCCAGGCUCCUACCUCCUGGCUGUCACUGUCAAUAAUAAACCUAUUAAGGGCAGCCCGUACUCCUGCUGCGCGCGCGCGGGCGCCCCGCACUGGGGCCGCUUCCACUGCUGCGCGUUCUGCUCGUCGGGCGGCCGCCGCGACGCCAGCUGCGGCUGCGGGGCGCGCAUGCCCGGCGGGUACCAGGGUAGCUAUCACUAUAUCCAUCAUCUUCUUUUCUAGAUGAGAAAUCGUCAAUCGACGACCUCUCAUUUUGGGUUGACCAGAAAGGAGUUUUAGACUUUCAUUGAAUGAAAUGUACCGUUAUUUUUCAAUUGCCUUUUGUGUUAAAAUGAGUCGAAAAUAUUUUGGGCAGUUAUGAUUAUCUUGGAAAACUAUAUGCACAGCAAAGCUCUACCAAAGUCGCGAGCUUAUCAUUUUUUCAGGUUUCCGUAUCGGCUCUAAAACUUAUUUAAUCAUUACCUACAACAAAUUCUUUCCAAUUAAUUGUCUCCUCUUGAAUCUACUUCUGCUUCUAUUCUACUUCAAAAUUCGUUCUCCAAAACUUCAUUUUCGGCUUUGAGAUACAUGUAUAGCUUUUUACCUGUACUAAGCCACCCAUCUUGAACUCGAGCUUUGCAAUCCCUGAACUGUAAGUCCAUUUAGGAAGACUUAAGCUAAGAUACUGCCUAUUCAACACACAUGUCCCCUUGCCAACACUGUGGUCACGGCCACAACCUUUGAUCCCUUAACUGUAAUAGCCCGUUUACGAAGACAAGAUACGGCCUAUUCAUGUAUUCCCUUACCCAGGCUGCGGCUAGGGCCACGAGCUUUGAUCCCUGAACUGUAAGACCUAAGCUAAGAUACUGC